Molecule: messenger RNA, 285 nt
Organism: Gongylonema pulchrum
Lineage: Eukaryota; Metazoa; Nematoda; Chromadorea; Rhabditida; Gongylonematidae
Source: the annotation of a GenBank genome assembly
AUGCAGCAGCCACUGCAGAAGGAGAGGGAUACAGAAGCACACAGAGAAACAGUGGCGCGUGACGAAAUGGAAUGGAGGGAAGACCGUCACCAGACAGAAACUCUCCAGCAUACAAGGCUGAGAGUGAUCUACGACACAAUCGCAAGCUCAUUGCCAAAAAAAUCGCUGAAUGACAAUCUUUUUCAAGAAAUGGUUUUCCUGCCGGACCUAGUAGGAAACCUUCUGCGCAUUCGAUUACCAAAACCAGCAAUGAUUGCCAAUUUGGAAAAGCCUUUAUGCAGGUAG